Aspergillus mulundensis is the source of this 897-nucleotide messenger RNA. Its product is annotated as fumarylacetoacetate hydrolase family protein. Gene Ontology annotation, molecular function: acetylpyruvate hydrolase activity. The transcript has 2 exons. The record is from RefSeq and is a predicted model, not a curated record. NCBI's taxonomy places the organism in Eukaryota, Fungi, Ascomycota, Eurotiomycetes, Eurotiales, Aspergillaceae. Bases 1 to 897 code for a protein of 298 amino acids.
AUGUCCAAACUCGCAUCGACCUUCUCGCGCCUCGUGCGCUUCCACCCCAAAUCAAACCCCAGCUCGAUCCUAAUCGGCGAGCCCGUAAACCCCACCCUCGACGUCGGCCUCGCCGUGCUAUCUGGCACCGACGUCCCGGUAACCCUGUUCUCCGGGUCCUCGAUCCUGUCGCCCGGGUCGAAAACAGACAAGACCGAGAGCAUCCUGCGCCUUCUCUCGCCCUUGUCAAAGCACGAAGUCGGCACAAUCCGCUGCAUCGGCCUGAACUACGUCUCGCACGCGCGCGAAAUGAACCUCGAUAUCCCGACGGUGCCGACUCUCUUCCUGAAACCCCCUACCUCCCUGGGCGACCCGUACCCGACGGCCUCGACGAUCCUGCCGAAAAUCACGCAGGAAGAUGGCACCGGCGACUAUGAGUCGGAAAUGGCUAUUGUCAUUGGCGCGGACGCGAAGGAUGUGUCUGAAGCUGACGCGCUGGACUAUGUGCUUGGCUACACGGCCGCCAACGAUAUCUCGAGCCGGACAAGCCAGAUGAAUCAGAGCCAGUGGUGCUUUAGCAAGGGGUUUGAUGGGGCGUGUCCGUUGGGUCCUGUUGUCGUUAGCAAGGAUGUGCUUGGGGAGGAGGGGGUGUCUGGGUUGCGGAUCAGGGGGGUGAAGAAUGGGGUUGUGAUGCAGGAUUGUCAGCUGACGGAUCUGAUUUUCUCGGUGCCGAAGCUCGUGAGCUUUUUGAGUCAGGGGACGACGUUGCCCGCGGGCACGGUGAUUCUUACGGGGACGCCGCCGGGGGUUGGGGCGGCGAAGAGCCCGAAGGAGUUUUUGAAGGCUGGGGAUGAGUUUCGGGUGGAGCUUUUGCCUGGGGUUGGGACGUUGGUGAAUCGGAUUGAGAAUCAGGCGUAG